AUGAAGCAACCCAAGAUCAAGCAAAGGAAACAUCUUCACAGUUCUGCUAAGGCCCCACAGCUAUUGUCUACAAGUCCAAGACCCCAACCUAAAUCCUCUCAUGAACAGACAGCACAUGCAUGGUCCCCAUCUUCAAGUAACAUCAAAUUGACAUUUCCUGCUCUGGCCGCGGCUGCGGCUGCCAUUUUGAAAAGAGACAGUGAAGAUGGAGAACUUGCAGCAGUAAGUUAUUUGGCAACUGCAACACAGGGUGAGUCCUACGGAAAACCUGAGAACAUUUCACAUCACAUGGAUUGGGACUCUUCCCUGUCACCCCUAAGAAAAGAGACUUUGGAGAUCAUGUUGGUGUCCCGUCUGCCCAUGAUAAUCACAUCUCUUGCAGCUACCAAUAACAACUCUAUAAGAGAUAGCCUGAAGCAGGAACUUGUUGAUGCAAAGCUUGAUAUGCAGAGGCUUCAUACCAUCAUAGAGUGGGGAGAAUGUGUUCUCUUGGGUUUGGAAGGACUACUUGUGGCCAGUAAGUCCCAUGCAUUCAAUUAUCUGCAUUCUGAAGACCAAUGUACUGCAAUAACCUUGUCAGAUUCUCUCACCAAUACACUGAAAGAUGAGCGCCCAUUGUAUAAGUUUGAGUAUCAUCCCAGCAUGAGAUGA
Messenger RNA from Melampsora larici-populina 98AG31, 651 nucleotides. RefSeq lists its product as uncharacterized. Lineage: Eukaryota; Fungi; Basidiomycota; Pucciniomycetes; Pucciniales; Melampsoraceae. The transcript is spliced from 2 exons. Bases 1 to 651 code for a protein of 216 amino acids. The record is from RefSeq and is a predicted model, not a curated record.